Klebsormidium nitens is the source of this 1536-nucleotide messenger RNA. Lineage: Eukaryota; Viridiplantae; Streptophyta; Klebsormidiophyceae; Klebsormidiales; Klebsormidiaceae. The record is from the annotation of a GenBank genome assembly.
AUGGACCCUAGAUUGCACAUCCUGUCGGUCGGCGAAGAGCGCAUCGUCGCGACUUGUUUCGCGGACGUCAGAGACAGGGCCAACUCCCUAGCCGCUCCUCUGAUCAGGAGUCUCAGCGACAGAACGUGCACGGCCAGGGCCGUAGAGUUCCGCGACUACAUGUUCGACAAGCAGUCUCUGGAGGCCUUGAGCGAGUACCUCUCCAUAUCUACGAAGCUGGAAAGGAUAGUCUUUGGGAACGGCUGUGCUUCCGAGAUAUGCAUGGCCGGGGCCAGCUUGUCCAGAGUAAUCGGUGGGUGCGACAGGGAUGUCUUCAUAGAGGGCUCUUUGCCGAGGGCUAUGGGGCACGUGAACGUCCUCCAGGCGGCUGACCCGACCGGGCAGCGAUUGCGACAGGCGCUGCUCUCCUUCGAGCCGGAUCACUGGGCGUACGAUUGGUCUUCCGACUCGGAGACGCUGGGUCGCAUGCCUUCCGUGACAAACGGAGACUUCUUUUGGAGUCGACUGCAUCCGGAUGGCAUCCUGACCUUGAAUGUCACGGACGAGGAUAUGCUACAAGUGGAGUGGAGCGUUUGCGCGAACGAGCUCAAGAGCACGGCGCUACAAUCUGCAGACGACGUCGCCUCAUUCGCCAGGGCUCCUCGCGCUUUCGGCUCCCUAGAGAGCUUGACGGUCUCCUCGUGUGGAUCCAAGGGACUCACUUACUUCGGACGGCACCUAGCGGCGGAGACGCGCGUGAGACGCAUCCGUUCGGAGGGUCCGUUGGCGGACUCGGUGGCUCUGUUGAAGGGAUUUGAGGAAGGGCUCGUCGAGGGGAGACCCUAUGAGGCCAAGUGCACGUCGCAUCUCGCUCAUGACGGCGUGGGCGUGAGGCUCCGCAGGCUGGAGAAUCUGUGCUUCCUCAGGUGCUACCGUCUGACUCUGCACGUCCGAGUAGACGGUUGCAAUGGUUUCGAGAGGAGGCACUUCGACGAGACCAUAACGUUCCUGCUCGGGUGGUUCCCGAAGCUGGAGGCCCUGGAGGUGGACAUCGGCGGAGACUCUAUCGGCGGCCCUUACCAAGGGUGCGUCCCCAUAGGGCGCUUCGUAGCUGCGGUGCCGCGGACGUUGAAGGAGCUGCGGCUCGCUUUCGGUGGAGCGUCCACGCUCUUCUGUGCUGCGAAUCGGAUCCACGAGUUCUUAGAGGCAGCUCGAUGCCGGUUGCGGUAUCUCAGCAUCGAGGGCUGGGCGGCCGGAGCGGAGGCCCUAUCCAGCUUGAGGAACGCGUUACGGAGACGGAUGAGAGAGCUCGACGUGGGAAUCUCCCUUCUGGGUAGGAGGGACGUGCCAGAGUUCGCUCGCCUCGUCCAGAGCUUCGCUAGACCCACCCGCCCUAGCAAGCUGCUGUUGCGGAACGGCGUCCGAAGCGAGAUGAUGGGGGAGCUAGGACGAGCUCUGAGGGCAGCAGGAUGCUUCGACUACGUCUACACGUCUGCCGAUGAGAAGACGAUCACGAUCUGGCUCGCUCUGCCCGAGGAAGAAAAAGAUUGCCAAUGA